Nerophis ophidion (straightnose pipefish) is the source of this 5268-nucleotide messenger RNA. RefSeq lists its product as uncharacterized. The record is from RefSeq and is a predicted model, not a curated record. Bases 1086 to 5033 code for a protein of 1315 amino acids. Lineage: Eukaryota; Metazoa; Chordata; Actinopteri; Syngnathiformes; Syngnathidae. Gene Ontology annotation, molecular function: DNA-directed DNA polymerase activity; DNA binding; nucleotide binding. Gene Ontology annotation, biological process: DNA replication. The transcript has 5 exons.
ACACACACACACACACACACACACACACACACACACACACACACAUUCGUACGCACUGAAACAACUUCCGUACCUCACGAAAACAUAUUUAAACAGAUGGAAAAAACUAUCGCAGAACACAGUGUCACGUAGCAACUGGUCUUUACGGUCGUUUGAAACAACAGGUCAGUUUGGGGGACAAAAGGAGGGUUCAGUUUUUACUGACUUCCCAUCUGACAGUUUAAAUGUUUAUGACCGUUUGAAUCAACAGGUCAGUUUGGGGUACAAAGGAGGGUUCAGUUUUUAUGGGAGCUUGAGAAUUUCGUAUGAAUAGAAACUGGCCACCCAUUUGACCGUUUAAAUGUUUACGACCGUCUGAAACAACUUCCAUACCUCACGAAAACAUAUUUAAACAGAUGGAGAACUAGAGCAGAACACAGUGUAACCGCGAUUUGCAAAAUGAAAGGUAAUUUCUUUUUUUUUUUUUUUCAUUCCUUGUAACACGUCUGUUUAAUGUUACUAUAAUAAGUAUUUAUUCGAACUAAAAACAGUCGAACAUCGAGUUGAAAUUCACCCACCACCAAGGGAUCUCCUAACAGAGUCUCCAAUCCUUUUGUCCGAUGACGACGAAGUGAAAGACGAAGAACUUUGUUUGAUCGAUCUUACAAAGUUGGAAGAUGAUUAUCGAGAGGAUUCGCCGGAAGAGACCAACGCGAUCCCUUUAACCCAAUCGCAGUCUGAUUUUCCGUUUACAUCUCUUGCUCACUGGUCUCCCUUAACGCUGGAGGGUCCGUCAACGGCCAUUCCAGGCAGAGGAGAAGGCUUGAUUGCGCCAAAGACUCCAGACAUCGAAUCCUUGCUCCGUGGGGAAAUCAUCGAAAACGACGGUGAAUGUCCAACAGGCACCCGCUGCAACAAACGCAGGAGGAAGCGUAGAUGCGCCCGCCAGCUCGACAAACAUGAUAGAAACAGAAGAAGGCUGAAACAGUACUAUCGUAUACUGGCUCGCACUCUCAUGAAGAUGGCAGACAUGAUUUGAUACAUACUGGUUUGUUAUAUCUGUUCCAUUCGAAUUAUUUUUUCUUUUUUUUCUUUAGAGAAAUAUAAUGGGUGUAGUUCCAUCUGAAUUAGAUGUAGUUAUUGAAGAAGAUGAAGACGUUUGUAAUCAUCAUUUAGAUCCAAACAACCAGAUAGAAUGGGAACCAAACAAUGAUCCGUCUUUGCAAGAUGAUAUUAAUGUGUUAAAUUCAAACACAAACACACAAGCCUCUACACAGCAUCACGAUGUGUUGGGAGGGGCGACACCCUCGGGGGAAUGUUUGGAUUUUUCGGAGGUGGUGGGGGUCAUGCAGAACCAACCGUCAACGGCUGACCAAUCAAUUUCAAAUGAGACCCAGAGGGGUGAUGGGGUAAAUGUCUUGAGGAGGGAAACAUUCAACAAUAUACAACUAUCCAGCGUUUUAACUUUUCCUCAAAACAACGAUGUAACAGAUUACGCCACAUUUUACCGCGGAGUCUUGGGGAGCCUUAAAAAGCUGACACAGAUGGUAACUAAGGAAGCUAGACCCGGCGAUAUCAUUCAAUUGGAGUUAUCCGGUGAAAGUGCAAAUCAACACACUUCAUUUACAUUUCGAAACGAUGCCGGGGCUGUGAUGAAUGCUUUUCAAGAUGUGUUAGAUCUGUUGGUACAAUCAAACGUUGAAAUAUUGAACGAUGAAGAAAUACAGGUGAUGGUCCAGGUGAUACAUAACCCUCGAGGUGGUGUAAGAAGAAAAAUCGAAACCCUUUUGGAACAUGAAAUCCGCAGAAAAAAAGCUCGUUAUCUUUACAAUCCAUUAAACUCGAAUAAUCAACUAUGUUUUGCCAUUAGCCUAGCAAGUCUGUUACAUCCUGAAUUUACAGAUAGCCAGGCUGUGGCGGAGGCUGAAAAAAUACAGAGAAAAGCGGGCUUAGACGAACAGACUUCCGUCACUUUCAGUCAUAUUCGUGAAUUUGAAAAAGUGGUACGUCGUAAAAUUGUCAUACUGUACAGAGAAGAGGGCCAACGACCCCUCUCACGGUUCGAGACGGAUUACCCCAAAUCAGAAAAUCCGUUGUAUCUGUAUUUAUCUCAGAAUCAUUACAGCGGUAUCAUUAACAUUAAAGGUUUUUUGUCAAAACCGCACGUUUGUCACUACUGUUACCAAGGGUACGACAAACCCGACAGACACAAAUGCGACGGCUAUUGCUUGGUCUGUACACAAAACGGGUGUGUAAAAAUAGAGGGGAAAACUGUGCUUUGCAGGGAUUGCAACAUGUGGUGUCGUUCUCCUGCAUGUCUCCUCAGACACAGGGUAAAACACCGGGUUAUGGAAAAACUCGUCAGCAACUGCGAUCGGCGAAAGAAAUGCCUUAAAUGCAACCUAUUUUACGAUGUACCUGUGGCUACAGGUAUCGCUAAACACACGUGCCCUAAGUUAAAAUGUCAAAUAUGUAAAGAAGAGCUACCUCGCAGUGACUCAGAGACACCUGAAACACGACAUCUUUGCUAUAUACAACCCCAACCACGUGAAGUAAACCACAAUGAUAAUAUCAUAUUCUAUGAUUUUGAGACGUUUGUCGAUGACAAUCACACUCACAUUCCCUUUCUAGUCUGUACCAAGACGCUGCAAGGAGAAGAGUGGUGUGCUUUUGGACUGGAUUGUGUUACAGUUUUCCUCAAUCAUUUCAGGAAACCUCGUUAUCUUAAAUCUACAUUUAUAGCCCACAAUUCGAGAGGAUUUGACGGUUACUUGAUUCUGAGAGGCAUGGUACGGCUGGGUAUAGCACCCUUAAUUAUCAUGCAGGGGAGUAAAGUUCUCUGUUUUAAAGACCCUGAUUUUUUGCAAAAAUACAUUGACUCGCUUUCCUUCCUUACCAUGCCGCUUAGCGCUAUGCCAAAAGCGUUAGGACUCGGUGAUUGCUGGUCCAAGGGGUAUUUUCCUCACAAAUUUAGUUCGGAGGAACAUUUAAAUUAUGUCGGAAAAUACCCCGCAAUCAGCAAUUACGGUGUAGAACGCAUGACACCUGUUGAACGCACCAAGUUUGAGACGUGGUAUCAAAAUGAGAAAAGCGAGGUCUUUGAUUUUCAAAAACAAGCGGUACACUACUGUAAAAACGACGUCAAUGUUCUUCGUGAGGGUUGCAUCAAAUUUAGAGCCGAGUUUACGAGCGAGACGGGUGUUGACCCCUUCUCCCGUAUCACCAUAGCCUCGGCCUGCAUGAAGGUGUUUGUGACUAAUUUCCUCGAGCCGCGUUCUCUAGCCAUACCUUCCCCGGAUAACUACCGAGGGUUGUGUAAAAAAUACUCACACACCAGCAUCCAAUGGUUAGAAUGGGAGUCGCAUCGUCGUGGUAUUUUCAUUCAGCAUGCUUUAAACAAAGGCGAAAAACAGAUGGGGGCAUACUUUGUGGAUGGGUUUGCUAUAAUCGGUGGCAAACCAUUCGUCUGGGAAUUUCAGGGGUGUUUUUAUCACGGAUGCCCGACGUGUUUCGAACCCGGUGCUGUAUGCCCUUUGACAAACACACCGUUCGAGGAGUUGCACAAGGCUACCGAGAAAAAAAUGAAAGCGUUAAAGCGUGACCACAAGGUCAACAUCAUCGUCAUCAGAGAGCACGAGUGGAAUGAAAUGAAAAAAUCAAACCCUAGGGUAAUAGACUUUCUCAAAACACGCAAUUACCCCGCACCUCUCAUGCCUCGAGACGCUCUUUAUGGAGGUAGGACAAGCGCCUUUUGCUUGAGGCACACGGCGGGUGAGAACCAGCGUGUAUUGUAUGAGGAUGUCACCUCUCUCUACCCGUACGUCAACAGCGCAUUUCCUUACCCCCUGGGUCAUCCUGUCAUCAUCCACACGGAUUUUGACGAUGUUGGAAACUAUUUCGGUCUGGUCAGAGCCGUUGUUCACCCUCCUCGAGGUCUCUAUUUCCCUGUGCUACCCUACAGAACGGUCAAGGGUAAACUAGUGUUUACACUUUGCCGCACAUGCGCAGAAAACAAUAACCAGCAGGAACCCUGCGAACAUGAUGAGGAAGGAAGGGCAUUGACGGGAGUCUGGGUCACGCUCGAAUUCAACAAAGCUUUACAGUUGGGAUACAGAGUCGGUAAGAUUACGGAGGUGUGGCACUUUGAAGAACGGAGCGAAACCGUUUUUACGGGUUAUGUUCAAACUUUCCUAAAGGGUAAGCAAGAAGCUUCAGGGUAUCCCAAAGAAGCCGUCGAUGCAGAAAGCAGGGAAAAGUACAUUCGUGAAUAUCGUGAAAAUCAGGGAAUACAGCUGGAUGCUGAAAAAAUCGAACCCAACCCUGCCAAGAGACAAAUGUCAAAACUCUGUUUAAACAGCCUUUGGGGAAAGUUUGCGGAGAGGUGCAAUAGAACUCAGACCACCUUGGUGAGAAAAAGUGAAGUAUUUUUCGACUUUGUAUUUUCAGGAAAAUAUCAGGUUGAAUAUUUUUCCUUUCUCAACGAGCAAAUUGCUAUGGUGCAAUGGCAAUACAGUAAAAACAGCGUGGUGCUUCCCGGUAACACAAAUAAUGUAUUUGUCGCUGCUUUUACCACCGCUUACGCACGUUUGAAAAUGUACGGUUACCUAGAGGGGUUGCAAGAGAGAGUUCUUUACACAGACACCGAUAGUUUAAUCUACACGGUAAACGAGGGGGAAGUUUCUCUGGAGACGGGGUCCUAUCUAGGCGAUUUGACGGAUGAGUUGGGAGGAGACAGCAUUCACGAAUUCGUCUCCGCCGGUCCAAAGAGUUAUGCCUACCAUACCCUGCAGGGUAAAAAAACUGUGCUGCGUGCCAAAGGAAUCACUCAAACCCGCGAGUGUUGUGAGAGGGUCAACUUUGACAGCGUUAAAGAUUUGGUGGAGGGCUAUCUGGAGGAAGACAAAACAGGUGCGAUCUACACCCCUCAUCACCAAAUUGUUCGUGAUAAAAGGGGGUUCCUUUUAAAUAACUCGUCUUUCGAAAAAAAGUUUCGAGUGGUGUAUGACAAAAGACGUCUCUUUCCCGACGGGAAAACUUUACCUUUCGGGUAUUAGAGAGGAAAUGGAAAAAAUGGAACGAGUAGACUUUGAUCCCAGAUUUCAUACACCUUUUUCAUGCCUGGUUGUAGGACCUAGUGGUUGCGGAAAGACUUUUUUUGUAAAAUGUGUAUUGGAAAAUUGUGAACACGUCAUGAAUUCUAUACCCGACAACAUUGUGUGGAUUUAUACAUCUUUCCAACCCAUGUAUGCUGAAUUAAAAAAGAUGAAUAAAAAAAUAAAAUUUGUUGAA